GGAAGACAGCCCGUUACAGAGCUAUCUUCAGUAUAUACAGUUCACAACUGUGUUCAUACGUAUAUUUGACACUCGAAAGUCAGGUCAGGUCGUGCAAGGUGUGUUUGUCCAACAGUACGCCCUUUGUUGGGUCUUUAUUAACGCCAGGCGGCGAGUUGCGCUGUAAACAGUAAACGCAGAGACCAGAGGCACAACAACAUGUGUGGCAGCCCUCCAGUGCAGAGGGCCGGGCACUGAGGGUGGAGGACUGAUGUUCAGAUGGACCGCUCUCUGUAAGGUUGUCCGCAGGACGGUGUGCAGCGCGGCCGACGACAUGGUGGGGAAGGGCAAGUUCUUCUACGCGGUGCACAAGGGCACCAAGCCCGGAGUGUACACCAGCUGGGAUGAGUGCAGGAGCCAGGUGGAGAAGUUCCCGUGUGCGAUUUAUAAGAAGUUUGCUUCAGAGAAAGACGCCUGGGCCUUCUUCAGAGGAGUGAAGCAAGCUGCGGUACCCACCCCUGUCAAAGCCUCCAGCAGUGGUGCCUCCCUCAGCCUGCUUCCCAAGAGGGGGCCGGAGCCUCUCAACUACAUCCCUAUUGGCCAGAAGAGGUGCUACUCAAACAAGGAGGCGGAGUCUCCCUCCAAAAGGCUCAAGGGAUCCGUCGAGAGCUCUCCCCCAGAGAGCAGCUGCUCCUCCUCCUGCUCCUCGGAGGAGGGGGACGGCUUCACCCGCAUGGGGGAUGCUGUCGUCGUCUACACCGAUGGAUGCUGUUCUAAUAACGGACGGAAGGGGGCGCGGGCAGGGAUCGGAGUUUACUGGGGACCCAACCAUCCACUGAACGCUGCAGAUCGUCUGGGGGGAAGACAGACCAAUCAGAGAGCCGAGAUCCAGGCGGCUUGCAGAGCCCUGGAACAGGCCAAGGAGCAGGACAUCAAGAAGCUGGUCAUCUACACCGACAGCAAGUUCACCAUCAACGGUGUGACCACCUGGGUGAAGACCUGGAAGACCAACGGCUGGAGGCUGAAGUCAGGAGGUCAGGUGACCAACAAGGACGACUUUGAGAAGCUGGACCGCCUAAACGCCCAGCUGGAGGUCGUCUGGAUCCACAUCCCGGGUCACGCGGGCUACGCGGGUAAUGAGGAAGCAGACCGUCUGUCUCGCGUGGGAGCGGCCAAGAUUCUCGAGUCGCCAUGACAACCAGUCACGCCCCGCUCAUUAACGUAGCGUACAGGUCAGGAGCGGCGCCGUGUCGGAGCGCUCCCUUUUAGUUUGACUUCCUUUGUGUUCCAUCUCCGGUUUUUGUGUGAAUAAAGUUCCGUCAAAGUUAAUUGGA
Gadus morhua (Atlantic cod) is the source of this 1313-nucleotide messenger RNA. RefSeq names its product ribonuclease H1 (gene rnaseh1). NCBI's taxonomy places the organism in Eukaryota, Metazoa, Chordata, Actinopteri, Gadiformes, Gadidae. The coding region runs from base 251 to 1174 and encodes 307 amino acids. The transcript is spliced from 8 exons. Gene Ontology annotation, molecular function: nucleic acid binding; magnesium ion binding; RNA-DNA hybrid ribonuclease activity. The record is from RefSeq and is a predicted model, not a curated record. Gene Ontology annotation, biological process: DNA replication, removal of RNA primer.